UAAAAUCACACAAAAAAUGAUAGAUAACAUUGCAGUUGAACGAGUUGCAGAUAAAAACUUAUAUUAAUAAGCUGAUCACUUAUACGGACGUGGCACUCUAGUUUUCACCAUAAAGAUUCUCAAAGAUGGCGUCGAAUAAUCUAAUCGGAGAUGACUUGGCAAUAAGUGAAAUUUUGGAAAAACCCAUCGAAAAUGAACUUAUUAAAGUUCUAAAAAAACGCUCCAAUUCAAAUAAUUUCAAAUUUUCCAUUGAAUUUGGCUCGAAAAAAGGCGCAAACUUCAUGGGAAAUGUAUAUCGAAUUCUAUAUGAAGAUGAAAAUCAUAAUCAAUCGUCGUUGAUUCUAAAAAUUGCACCGAAAAAUUUGAAACGACGAGGUGAAUUUGCAUUGCGUCAGAUGUUUUUGCGCGAAAUAGAUAUGUAUGAUAAGGUGUUGGUAUAUUUCAAUGAAUUCCAAUUAUCCCAAGGGGUUGAUCUAGAGAAAGAUGGUUUUAAUGAGUUUCCACAAUACUAUUCCAGUAUAAGUGAAGAUCUUUUCGAAUCUGUUUUUCUUGAAGAUUUAAGAAUACGAAACUUUGAAAUGGUCAAUGUUCGCAAAGAGACAAUCACAUUUGAUCACAUGUCCGCCGUGUUGAAGGCACUCGGAAAGUUCCAUGCAAUUUCGUUUGCGUUAAAAGACCAACAACCAGAAAAAUUUAAGCAAUUGGCCAGCCUUGCAAUCGAACAAUUCUGGACACAGUCACACGAUAUGAUAACUGAAUUUGAAAAAUGUUUUGAGGUAUUAAAGGAAGAAAAAUGCUUUGAUUUAUUCGAAAAAAUCAAAAAAUCUGUAGGAGAUGAUUAUUAUUCAACCAUUAUGUGUUUGGCUUCAAGCCAAGCAGCCGAACCAUAUGCGGUUAUUUGCCACGGUGAUGUUACAAGCAAUAAUACAAUGUUCAGUAAAGAUGACGAAGGCAAACCAAACAAAGUGAAGAUAUUUGAUUUCCAAUUCACUCGAUACGCUUCGCCAGUUAUUGAUUUACUUUUGUACUUGUUCUGUACGAUUACCAAGGAGUUGCGUGAUCAACAUUACGAGGAGUUCUUGCACAUUUAUCAUGAUAGCCUCUCGGAUCUGUUGAGAAGAUUGGGCUCCGAUCCACAAAAACUAUUUCCAUACGAAGCUUUAUUAGAUCAAUUACAAAAGUUUGGAGUUUACAGUGUAUUCGUUGGGUCAUUACUAUUCAAUCAAUUUUGCGCAGAUGAAGAAUCAAUCAAAAAGGUGGAAGACUCUGACUGUUUUGUUUUCCAUUUUUCAAAGGAUUCCAAAGCAGCGUACAACAAACGAGCGAUGGAUAUGUUCGUUGGCUUAGAUCGUCUUGGCUAUAUAUAAAUGUACAAUUUGUUGAAAUUAUUUUCAGACAAUAUAUUGGGCUGAAUAUUCAUUUGAAAUGAAAAGAAAUAGCACGCUAUUUUUGAUAGAACAAUAAAAGUGAUUGUUAUAAUUAUUGCACCAACGUAAGUAUUUUAUAACAACAACAAUCACUUCUAUUGUUUUAUCAAAAAUAGAGUGCUAUUUCAAUAUACAAUCGAAGAUUAGAAAGAAGAUGCUAUUAAAACAUUUACAAAUUCGAAUGAGCUAACGAAAGAUGAUGUUGCAACAUUUGAUAAAAUGUAUAAUUUUAUUGACAUUUAUUCUAGGGGGUAGACACAAUAGAGAAUGAAUGAAUACCA
Contarinia nasturtii (swede midge) is the source of this 1708-nucleotide messenger RNA. RefSeq lists its product as uncharacterized. The coding region runs from base 126 to 1367 and encodes 413 amino acids. Lineage: Eukaryota; Metazoa; Arthropoda; Insecta; Diptera; Cecidomyiidae. The record is from RefSeq and is a predicted model, not a curated record. The transcript is spliced from 5 exons.